Molecule: messenger RNA, 504 nt
Organism: Drosophila navojoa
Lineage: Eukaryota; Metazoa; Arthropoda; Insecta; Diptera; Drosophilidae
Source: RefSeq, a predicted model, not a curated record
AUUGCCGCCCCCACAGUGUCAUACAUAAAUGGCAGCGACGUGCAGCAGCUGAGCAGCUAUGUGCAAGCCCAGCUGAGCGGUGCUUUUAAAAAACUCCUUCCCGUGCUGUGCGGUCUGCUUGUGGCAGGAUUCGGCUAUGCCAUUGUCUACUUGGACAGCGCGGCGCCAGGUGUUUCGCCACCAACACCAUUAUCACCGCGUGCCAAGCAAUGGUCUUCCAAUAACAAAUCCUCAAUGCAGCUUAACUAUUUCUGUGCACUAGCCGUGGGAAUUAUCGUUACAUUCUUUACAUAUUCUCAUUUGUGAGAGCAAAGAAUUUCCUUGUAGUCAAUUAUGGCAGCAGUAUUAAGUAUUCAAUUCAGUCCAGUUAAAAAAUAAUAAUUUAUUUUUCACGUAAAUGAAGUAUUAUAUAAAAUAUAUAAAUAUACGUUUGCAUUGUGCAAUGCUCCUGAAGCAAAAACCUAACAACAAAUCCAGUAAAAGCUAAAAGAAGCUCAGCGUCAA